AUGUCAGCACAAGGCGCCUCCUUUGUAUUUGAUGACUCGGUUGUCUACAAAAGAUCACCAACCAACGAUGGCAAUGUCUCCCUAUCGUACUCGCAAAACUCGGCAGAGUCUACGGAUAGCAGCAUGGCUGGAAUCAUGCGAGCACUGGGCAACAAUGAUAAAUCGGACGAAUUCAUCUUGCAGAAGGCAGGUGGUUCACCUCCCAAGCGAUUCUCUUCGACCAAUUCUCUAUCAGGAUACUCGACAAACACAGAGGGAGGAGACUCUGUCCUUGUUGGGAUGGAUCUAAUGCAAACGAUCGCUGGCCAACCAUCUGGAGAAAUGGACGAUGACAAACCAUCUGUGAUUGAGUUGCUAAAGACUCCUCAAAAAGUCAAAUCGAUGCCCAAUACACCAAGGACGGUGGACAGCAGUAGCCCUUCGCCCUCGGUCGAUACACCCACCCAUCCUCCCCCCGAUUCGCCACCUUCCAACUGGCUUGGGAACCUUUCUAUUCGUAAACGUGGCAAACAGAAAAAGAAAAAGAAAAACAGUUCGGAACACCAAAAUGACGUAGAACAAGUAGUAGAAGAACAAGAGGAAGUUUGGUAUCGGCGAAGUUGUAAUCGGUGUUUUGCGGACGAUGCUUUGGAGAUAUUAAAUGGAUUCAGGAGGUAA
Cylindrotheca closterium is the source of this 657-nucleotide messenger RNA. NCBI's taxonomy places the organism in Eukaryota, Bacillariophyta, Bacillariophyceae, Bacillariales, Bacillariaceae. The record is from the annotation of a GenBank genome assembly.